Metarhizium robertsii ARSEF 23 is the source of this 1437-nucleotide messenger RNA. RefSeq lists its product as uncharacterized. Bases 1 to 1437 code for a protein of 478 amino acids. The record is from RefSeq and is a predicted model, not a curated record. The transcript has a single exon. Lineage: Eukaryota; Fungi; Ascomycota; Sordariomycetes; Hypocreales; Clavicipitaceae.
AUGAACAUCAUUCGCCCUCCGAAUAAGUCGAAUGGCCCAGAGAAAACAUCUCGAUUACACUUCCUGGUCCCAGCAAGUGUCUCAAACCUUCGUCUUUGCUACAAUUUGGUCUCGGCGGCAGUCAACAGAUAUCCAGUUCCCACGCUUCUAGGCUGGAAUGGUCAGGGGGAGCUUGAUGCUGCCCAAACACACCUCGCCAAAUUACGUACCAUGAAGCGAUAUUUGGAUUCUCUUGAUCCAGAAGAAGAUGACGAUCUUGUCAUAAUGGUUGAUGGAUACGACAUUAUACAACAACUCCCGGUCGAGGUCAUGGUUGAACGCUACUUUGAUGUAGCGCAAAAGGCCGACAUUCACCUAGCGAAACGAAUGGGCAUCUCCGUCACAGAACUCCAUGAAAGAGGCAUGAAGCAAACUGUCUUUUGGGGCCCGGACAAGAUUUGCUGGCCACAGGAUCCGGCAGCUGGACGUUGCUGGGCUGUCCCGCCCUCGUUUCUAAGAGAGAAUGCUUUCGGCACAGAUAAGGGGCCGCAUGACAUAUUCGCCAAAGACCCCCGCUGGCUCAACUCUGGUACCGUCAUGGGUCCUAUCGAUGACAUGAGAAAAGUGAUAGAUGCUACCAUGGACGAGAUUGCGGCGACACACAAUGCCUACUUCCGGCACUCCGAGUCUGACCAGUAUUAUCUGGCCAACGUUUGGGCUCGGCAGGAAUAUUCGCGAUCGAAGCAAAUUGCUAACGGGUCAGAGGUAAAGGGAGGGCCGCCGAAUCGCAUACUUCCCGAGAAGAUAUCAGAAUCACAAGAGACGGAGCUUCAUAUAGCUAUCGAAUACGAUUCAGCUCUCUUCCAGCCUCAGGCAGGAAACGAUCCGUUUUUGGGCUACCUCGAGUACAAUAACGCGUCCUACACAAGUCGAGUACACGUUGACAUGUUUGAGCAGGGGAGGAAAUUCGUGCCAUACACAGUCCAGAUGCCAAACAACGUUCGAAUGGCGUUGAUGAAACUGUACAAUUCUAUUCCCAAGACACUCGCCGGUGCGCCAGCAGAAAAUUGGGUGCGAGAAGUGCGCCUUGCCACAAACUUUGUAACAAAACAAAUUUACGGGACCUGGCAUUGCACAGGGCCCAAAGACUCUAUUGAUUCAGAGUUCCGCAAGAUGUGGUUCUAUCCGUUUGUCCCAAUUCUUCUCAGGGAGUCUGUUCGGUCGUCUCAAAAGGAGGAUAUCAUCUCUCCCAAUGUGAUAGAUGGACGGAGGUGGGUGGCCAAAUCUGUUUAUCCCAGGGACGAGGAAUUAGUGGGCGAAUACGGAGGCGCCUGGUCAGACGAAGAGGUUGGCGGGAGGUUUAUUCCUUGGAAAGACAUGUGUGGCGAUCAUGAAGACUUUCUCUUCUGGGGCCAGCAGGACACGGGGAUUCAAGAGGACGAGUACAUACACACUUGA